AUGUCCGCUAUUACAACCAAGUUCGUCACAGACCACAAACUCACCAAUAAGAUUAGUCUCGAAGAGCUUAGCCAAUAUGCACCAGAAAUACUUAAGCUCUUAACAGAUAAUAAAGAAAAAAGGCACCAGGCUCAUAAUCGUCUUAUAAAAGGUCAAGCACCAGUCCCAAAGGGACCAGGGUUGAAAGCUGAAAAAGUAAAUAUAUGUCAAGUAUUAGAUAGUACUGGUUUUGAGGAGACUAUUAAAGAAAUGGCUCAGCGUAUUAUACGAGAUAAACUUAGCGAAAGAGAAGUAAAAACAAUAUCUAAAAUCUUAGAGGAAACAUCCCCUGAUGCUGUCGUUGUCUUAUCUCGUCUCUCUAGGUUUCAAAAAGAAUUGCGGACCCUCAAUGCUUCAGAAAAAAUAAUUUCUGCUACAUUAAAUCUGGAG
Molecule: messenger RNA, 429 nt
Organism: Dentiscutata erythropus
Lineage: Eukaryota; Fungi; Glomeromycota; Glomeromycetes; Diversisporales; Gigasporaceae
Source: the annotation of a GenBank genome assembly